CGGCGCAGUGCGUGGGUGGCUCGGCAAACACUGCCACUGAGGACCAAGUUGCUCAUUCAUUGUGGUUCAGGGAUCUCAGCCUGUUGCCUAUCCUAGCUUUGUACAGUCUGACUCAACUUCCCUGCUGAAACACAAGAUGCAGUCUCUGAACGCACGAACUUUGUGAAUUCUGCUGCACGUCAGCAUUUUACAAAACUCCCUAUGUACUUCCCCAUCUUUGUUUCAUUUAUUAUUGCCACAAAAUACACUGUAAUUAAAUCAAUAGUCUGAGCCCUGUGAAAAGUCUUUUCUAUGACUAAGUCUGACCCGAGUGAAGUGAUAGAGGUGAACCCUCUAGGAGCCUUCUCUCUGUAGAAUGCUAGAUCAUUCACUGCCAGCCUGGGAAGAAUGGAUUCUGCUGUGCCUAUCCCCAUCGCUUGACCAGUUCAAUUGCUUUUCUUGACAAAGUAUCGUUUCGACUGGUUCAAAAUGGGCACUGCGUCUUCCAAGUUCAAAAAGUACCUUCAGCAUGGAGAUGAAUUUGCAGCCAUGCAGGUGUUUCAAAGCUCAGGAGAUUUAAAAAGACAUCUAGACCCCAACACAAGCUAUGGGGAACACCACAAUCAUAAUACUCCUUUGCAUUAUGCAGCAAAGCAUGGAAUGAAACAUCUGCUUAGGACAUUUUUGCAUGACCUUGGAGGUAAUCCAAACAAGCGAAAUGCAUUUAAUGAGACUGUCUUGCAUGCUGCCUGUAAUCUGGAAGUCAACAAAUGGUUCUCAGCACAAGAGCGCAGAGCAGCGUGCGUGUCUUUGAUCUUGCAGUGGCGAGGUGCAGACCUUAAUAAUGGGGGCAGAGAACGCAUUGAUCUACAAGCUCAGGACCAGAAAGGAGAUACUGCACUCCACUGUGCGGCCGGCUCAGGCCUAAAACGUUGUGUAGAGCUGCUCCUUGCUCAUGGCAGCCCUCUGUUUGUUGAGAACACAGAGCACCUCACUCCAUGUGAUGUGGCAGUGCGUGCGCAGCAUCAUGAUAUUGCUGCUCUUCUGGAAUCAAGGAUGGUUUUCGCUGACACUAACGACACUGUUAAUGAGGCUGAGCUGACGGGAGGAUCUGAGCCUGAUGAAGUGUACAGUGGUCUUCGUACUCAAGAUUUACAAGAGGCCAAAGACCAGCUUUUAGUCGAAACUAGUGAUAUGUUACACAUACCUCUCUUUACUGCAGAAGCGCUUCUGAGAGAUAAUGAGUGGUCUCGGGAGUCUCUUCUUGAUAAAUGGAUGAAGGACCCAGUUCAAUGUUGCCAUUCAGCAGGUGUUCAACCACCUCCUUCAGCCUUAGAAGGGGGCCCAAGUACAUUUUGCCUGACCAGACCAAUGCAUUUUCCUAGUGUGGUUGAAGAAUCUAAUAGCUGUGAUGAACAAGAAAUGGAGGGAACUGGAUUAGAAGACUCUUAUAAGUCUCCUAUUCGACAAAGGACGCACUCUGUGGACAAGGGCCCUGGACAACAAAAUGAUGAAAUCGAGUGCUCAAUCUGUAUGCUUUCUGUUAAUACUUGGGCUAUGCUGGAACUUGGCUCAAUGAGUUGUGGUCACACAUUUUGUUCAACUUGCUGGGAAAAUUAUUUGACUAUGAAAAUACAGGAUGGUGAUGCUCAUCACAUCAGCUGUCCUGAGUAUGGCUGUGAUAUUUUAGUUCCUGUUGAAGUGAUAGAAAAGUCUGUGACUCCUGAGGUGGCACGAAGAUAUUUACAAUUUGAUAUAAAAGCAUUUGUGGAAAGCAGCCGCUCCAUCAAAUGGUGCCCGAGGCCUGGUUGUGGGCAGGCUGUAAGGCUUCCAGAAACCGAGCAAAUUCCACCGCCAAACCAAUCAGCUGCUGCAACUUCGCAUGCUGUUGACUGUGGCAACGGUCAUUUUUUCUGUUGGGAGUGUCUUGGUGAGGUACACGCCCCAAGUGGGUGUGAGCAAUGGCAAAUGUGGCUGAGAAAAAUUGCUGAAGUGAAGCCAGAGGAACUGCCCACGUCUGGAGUAGACAUUGAAGAUGCUGCUAAUUGUUUAUGGCUUGUGACAAAUUCCAAACCGUGCCCCAACUGCAAAUCUCCCAUCCAAAAAAAUGAAGGCUGCAACCAUAUGAAGUGUUCCAAGUGUAAGCUUGAGUUUUGUUGGGUUUGUCUGGAAACCUGGAAGAAGCAUAGUUCUUCAACUGGUGGCUACUUUCGCUGCAACCGGUUUGAAGCUUCGAACAAGGCAGAUGAGCGUCAAGGUGUACUCAUAAGUGAAGCCAUGGUGCGCAACCAGCAAGCCACUGAGCUGAGUCGAUUUUUACAUUUCUAUACGAGGUUCAGGAAUCAUGAAAACUCACAAAAGUUAGAGGAACCUCUGUUAAGUUCAGCCCCUGCAAAAAUGGCUCUUCUGGCUGCUUGCUUGGUACCUUCCACCAGGACCAGGAGUCCAGGAGAUGAAAGCAAAAUUGAGAAAGGAACACAGUUUGUGGUCUCUGGUGUCAGAGAGCUUCUGAAAGCCCGAAGAAUCCUUUGUGGUUCUUAUGUGUAUGGCUACUAUCUCCAAGAUAAUGGAUACAACAAGAGCAUAUUUGAAUUCAUGCAGAAUGAAUUGGAGGAAGUAACAGAGAAGCUCUCAGAGCAAAUUGCUCGCCCUUAUCUGAGAACACCUCGCUCACUCAUAAUUCAAACAACAGCUCUGGUACGCCGUAAAAGACAUGAGUUUGUACGAGCUGUUAAUAAGGGUCUUGUGCCUCCAGAGACACCACCUGUUUUGCGUAAAAACCGAAAACGUCGAUUCCCUGGACUAGUUCCAGAACUUCUGGAUGAUAAGGAACUGUCACAAGCCAUAGCUGCAUCAUUAAAGGAAAUAGAUCCCAAUGAUAGCUGGGCCAAAGAUGUUCUGCACCAUCAUGCAUUACAGCCUCCAGACUAUGACUCUGAUGAAGAGUCUCCUUGUUCAACUACAACACCGCUGACUUUAUGUGGGAGGUUUGGUUGUGUGCGCCCCUGUGCACAAAAUGCAAGAACUCAGUCUUUACACCAGUUUUGUAGUUUACGCUGCUCUCGUGCAGUCAAAGUGUCUUCUACAAGUAGUGGUGAUUCCUACAACCUUGAUCUGGUCAUUGCCUUAGAAAUGUCUAGACUUCAAAUGAUUGAAGAUGAGCUUAAGAGGCAUCAACUGCAAGUUCCAUCUCAAGUUUCAUCCAAUUCUAAUGACAGUGCCUGUCAGUCACAAUCAAUUGCCAACCGACCCCCUGCCCCACUUCCUAUGGAAGUGGAGAAUCGAGCCUUCAUGGAGGGCACAGUAGCGCAUCCCCAACAGGAAAAUUUCGAUGAAUCAACUAAGUCAUCUAUUCAUCUGCCCCUGCAAGAUCUGGAGCAUCUGAAAGAAAUCUCAGAGACACAGGAAUCAUGUCAAAAUGAGGAAAGAAUUGCAACAUUGUAUACUACAGGCCAAGUGAAAAUGCAGUUAAUCAACAGACCAUACUAUGAAAAUGGAGAAAUAAACAAUUUUGGAAUCAAUAGAAAUGACUGGGCAAAGCCAUUAGCUGAACCUUCGUUUCUUGUUGGAAGCUUUAAACGGGAACACGGCGAAGAUGGCCGUUUUGAAAUAAGUGACAUACAUGAAAAUGGCAUAUUUAAUGAAGAAAUUAUCAGAAGUACCAAUGGUGAUGAUACAUUCGAUAAUUAUAAUAAUUUUGAAGAAGACGAUGGCUCAGGCGAAAGGUCUCUGAAGCGGUCUCAUUCAACUGGCGAUCUCAUACCUCGGCGAGUAUGGGGUGCUUCUAGGAGAAGAGAGCCACGCUACCACUUGGAUUCAGACCAUUCUAGUCAACAUGAUGACAAGCCGGAGGAAAUAGCGAGGCGUAUUCUUAAGGCGGAACGCCAUACCUUACUUCUGGUUGGACUACAUGGUAGUGGUGGUAGCACCGCCGGGAGCACCGCCGGGAGCACUGCAGAAAGCACUGCAGAAAGCACAGCAGAUGACACUGGUGUUGACUAUGGCCUACAAUCAUCUCUGGAUGAAGCGAGCACCACUGCAUGUGAUUCAAUGAAUGCUGAUCUUGAGGUCUGUGGCAUUUUAAGCAGCUGUAAACCAAGCCGAAAACCCGGUGAAAAGUCUGCGCGUAGCUUUACAAACCUUGCAGCCAUUGGUAAGAAACCAGCACUAGACCUUGAUUUGGAGUUUAUAGACGAAUGUCGGGUGGACACAAGUCAGCAGCAGGCUCCCUCAACAUCUGAUGCGCCUCAAGAAAGCAAACCUCUUAUUGUCAAAGAGAAAGAUAGUGAUUGGAAGGCAGUGUCCACCUCCGCAUCUGGUAGUUCCUGCACUUCAGGGUUUGCGGGUCCUUCCAACAGCACAGCAAGCUGCAUAAAACAUUGCAAGCAGACUGGCACAAGAGCAUCUGGCUCUGCCGCCAACCAGUGUCUUCGCAUACGGAUCUGUAAGUCCCCUCAGCUUGUGCCUAUUUCGUUGCCCAACAAACCCUUACAAGAGACUGAUAGUUCUAACGAGUACGAAUCCGAGACUGGUAUCCCGAAAUCCCCCACCCUCUUCAUUAGUGGUGUCUCCAUCAGCAGAACCCCCGAGCCCCGGCCACGGUCCCCCACCGCGUUCUCUGGACUCGCUGUGUCCAGUGUGGCUGUGGGGCGGCAGUCACGGGCCUCCAGCCUCACAGUCCCAGCCGCCCCUUCCCCACCAUCGUCAAUUGAGGCAGAAUGUUCUCCAAAUCUGUCCCCAACGCCUGGCCUGUCCCCCUGCCUGUCCCCCUGCCCCUGCCCCAGUGGAGUAGCCACUGCCCCUGGUUCUCCCAGAGCUCAUCCUCACUCGGGCACACCAUCGCCUAUCUUGAGUCCACACACAGCCAACAUUCAACAACCAGCGACCAAGAGCAAGUCUGCCAAUGAACCUGAGCGAGAGAGAGAGAUGUUCAGGUUCCCUAAGUCAUCGACAGAUGGUGCUCUAAGUUCUGUUCUCCAUGUCCAGGAAAGCAAUUUGAGCUCUGAUGACUUUCAUGAAGCCCUGUUCCUGCUGGAACGCAGUAAAGCUGUAGGUCCAAAUGUUGUCACCAAAAAACGUAAAAAAUCGAAAAAAGAGAGAGACAAAGAUAAAGAAAACAGCAGUGGGGGAAGCAGUAAGCCCCUUGAUAUUAUAGAGGCGAGUUCUGCACUCUAGAAGUUCUCUCUUAAUGGUUAUUUCCUUACAAUUCAGAUUUCUGUUUUGCAUGCUUCAGUGUGAAACUGUCAAAGUUGUCAAAAAAAAUGCUUCCAAGGUUUUUUUCCCAAGCGCUCUUUUCUUGUAUUCCUGUCUAUAUGAUAUGAUGGGUGCAAAUCUUCCUUUGUGUGAUUCUAUAUAUUGUAAAUAGAUUAAAUUUCUUGUUGCUUCAUGUUAUAUGCAACAGGACUGUGUCCAAUGUGGCUUCAUAGCCGACUGAAUAACUGAUGACAGGUUCUUGUAGUGGCUGGAUGAAAAUAAAGUAAGUGAGCUGAUUUGUUAAUUCUAGAAUAUAUAGUUUCUAAUUCUUAGUUACUUUAACAUUAAAACACAUAAGUGUUGUUGACUGGUCUCCAUUAUCUGCAUUGUAGGUGCUCUUGUAAGCUUCUGUACACCCAUAGCACUUUGACAGUCCCAUUCCUUCAACUUAUGUACAUUGUUCCAUUUUCACAUAAAAAUUCGAAUUCGACUGACUUAAAGCAUUCAAAUUUUGUUUUUGAUGCAUAAAAUUUGUGAUUGAUUUAUGCCCUCUGUUGGUGUUUUGUGUCUGCCUUAUUAUACUGGUGUGCAACACGUUGCUGCGAUACUGAUAGUCGGACUCCCUACGGUAAACAUGAUCUUUCCUGGUUUAAUGUGUUCUUAGAAGUGCCCUUUAAACAUUAUUAUUACUAAUAUUCACCUUGUCCUUAAUACCAUUGUAACUAGACACAAAAAACCUUAUAAAAACAUGUAGUGUUUAGAAGUACAUAGAAAAGUUUGCAAGUGAAACUGACUUCUGACUUUUGAGUCUUGCCUGUGGAUCAAAAACCAUUUCUAUCAAUCAACCUUUAUUAAGUUGUGUUAAGAGUCUGUACCGUCAGUUUUUGUGAGCUUGAAUGUUUCUCAGCCUCUCAUCUAAGGAUAGUGUUUAUCUCUCCAGUUUUUUCAUUGCAUGAUUUAUAUUCUUGUCUAAAUGUAUGAUACAAUAACCAGUCGCUUAGCACCUUAUUAGAGCUUUAAUUAAUAUGCAAAUAUCCUUAAUAUUUGUAAGAUGUGCAGUAAGAAAUGCAAUGUUAAAAUAUGUGUGUUAGUUCCACCAUAUUCUUGUGUACAUGGUUUUGCUAGUCCAAAUAUUUUGUGUCCAACAUUACUAGUGAUCACAAUAAAUCAAUGAUUAAGCUUGUAGAAUUCCAAAAAGAAAACCACUUUAUAGUCAUAGUUAUACUGUCAAGUCAGUAGUGUUAUUACUGUAUGUAUGAUGUUAUGUGUAAACCUUUUAUUUUGUAGUACAUUUCUGUGUAAAGUAUUAAAAUUUAAUCUGUAUUUUUAUGACGUUUUAAUGUUUGUCAAGUUUCGUGUAAGAGCUUAAUUGGUGCACCAUUGGAGACUAAAUUAACUGCCGAAAUACUGAUGAUAUCAACGAAAAUGUAGCAGCAUUUUUCUUUCUUUGGUCAUUUUGGACUGUUUUAUCUUAUUGCAUUUGCCCGGUAUCAAAAGCUCUAGAGUCUGUGUCGUAUAAACCAGUGUUCAACCAAACCUUGAUUACUCUCCUUCAUUGGGAUGCAAAUUUGUUGCCAAAUAUGCUAAGAUUCAUUAUUAUGAGGGCCAUUUUCAUUGUGAUAGAAUUUUAUUUCUGCAGUGCCUCCCUAUUCAUUGAAGCCAAAUUGUGUUCAAACAAUACCCUUUAGUCAUGCCAGUUGAUGUAUUUAGUCUCAUUAAUUCUUUGAACAAUUAUCUUUGCUUAUACAUCUCAUUAUUUUAAAGCAAACAAAGAAAAAACUUAUUAUGUGUUUUUGAAAAGUGGCUCAUGGUUGCCUGCGUAUCAUAAUCAACAAUAUCCUUAAGUGUAUUGAGUGAAUUUCUGUGUUCUAGUCAGUCUUAAUAGUUUUCAGAACUUUUCCCGGGAAGGAUGUGUCUUUUUUAAAAAAAGAGAUCUAUUUAAAUUUGUGGAUUUUGGUUGUGUGUUUGUAGUUUUUUUGUAUGAGUGUGUUUGUGUUUUCUUGAUAAGAAACACAUCUCGUUUUUUUUUUUUUUUUUUUGUUUCUUUUUUUUUAACGGAUCAAAAGUUUCAAACCUUCUGCAUUUUUAUUGUGAUAUAUUUUAACGACUGCCAUUUGGUCCCGGCUUAAGAUGAAGUGAAAAGUGUGAAGUUGUACUUAUAAGCUAAAAUAUCAGCCACAUUUAAACAGUGUGGAGAAGUAAUGAAAAUGAGAUGGGAUGUGAGGCAACAGAAUUAGGAGUUGUAUUGUGCAUGGAAGUGUUGGAAGUCCAGUAUUGUGCCACUAAUAUUCGGUUUCCAUUUGCUUGACUUCUUCCAAGUGCUGAAACAAACAGCAUUACUGUUUUGUUCUAAAUUGAAAAUAGAUACCCUUCACUAAGGAAAAUACAUACUUUUUUGCAUUUGAUAGCAAUAGUGAGGUGUUGAAGGAUGAAGAGGCUGGAGCUUGGUGUUUAUACUUCUCUCCAUGGUUACUAUUCUACUCUAUUGAACCAAUCAAAACUACAUAAGUGCUAAUCAAGGCAAGCUUUUCCCGUUUCUUUAUUAGUGUCUUUUGUACUGUCGAUAACAUAUUACAUGUGGUUGCUGUGUGCCACUAAAACUUCACUGAUUUGAUUUUCAUUACCCACUUACAUUAUUUACCGUAGUAGUAUUUGCUCACAUAUCUUCUCCAUAAGCAUGUGCAAUGAAUUCUAUGUUUUAAUACAGAAAAGGAUAACUUUGCAAUAUGACGGGAUUGCCCUUAUUCAAACUCAUUCCAACUUAAAAUUUUUGCACAUGACUUGAGAGGCCUGCAGAGCAUGAACUUUGAAAUGCACCGGAAUAAUUGUAAAUACAUUUGAAUUGCUCUAUAAAAAAUUUGGCGCCAGGAUGUUUUGCUUUUGUUUUCAGGGCAUUUGCAGACGGCCCUAAAUUUGUGCUUUUUCAGCUCAUUAUUUUAUUAAAAAUUGUGUGAUAUUUUCAUUUGACUGAUAUGUGCAUCGAAGAAAUAUACACUUGUAACAGGACGUA
Messenger RNA from Thrips palmi, 8182 nucleotides. RefSeq lists its product as uncharacterized. Gene Ontology annotation, molecular function: ubiquitin protein ligase activity; ubiquitin conjugating enzyme binding; zinc ion binding. Bases 469 to 5154 code for a protein of 1561 amino acids. Lineage: Eukaryota; Metazoa; Arthropoda; Insecta; Thysanoptera; Thripidae. Gene Ontology annotation, biological process: positive regulation of proteasomal ubiquitin-dependent protein catabolic process; protein polyubiquitination; ubiquitin-dependent protein catabolic process. Gene Ontology annotation, cellular component: ubiquitin ligase complex; cytoplasm. The record is from RefSeq and is a predicted model, not a curated record. The transcript is spliced from 20 exons.